This is a messenger RNA of Coffea arabica (coffee), 1799 nucleotides long. Its product is annotated as protein RAE1-like. The record is from RefSeq and is a predicted model, not a curated record. Lineage: Eukaryota; Viridiplantae; Streptophyta; Magnoliopsida; Gentianales; Rubiaceae. Gene Ontology annotation, molecular function: protein binding.
CCCGGGAAACAGAUCUCAGUCGCAAUUCAAGUAAACCGCUUCGCUUCGGCUCAUUAGCUUUCUCUCUACGCUAAGGCGUAGCGUGGCCGGAACGCGGUCUGUAAACACUUCUGCUGCUGCCAUUGUGAGCUGCUGCUACUAGUACAAUAAGAAGGUACAAGGCGGCGUCUAUAUAUACACUCCCGCCCCUCAGUCGCUGUCUCGUUCGCUUUUCACUUUUCUAGUUUUCAGUUUCCUUUGUCGGGGCCUGGUUGCCUGUACUUCCCUCUCUUCUCCUUUUCAAAAUCCUAGUACUGAGAAAUUCUCCUUGUAGUAAAAUUUCCUACAAAUUAGAGGUUUCUUCUAGGGUUCAUCAUUCCACCGCUGUAGCUCUACUCUUUUGGUACGCCUUUUUUCCUCUACCGAGAUUGCUUUCUACUUCCUUCUGCAGGACUAGCUCUCGCGAUUGUUUUCGAUUAUUGAUGUUUUAAUGGCGACAUUUGGAGCAGCAGCUGCUUCAAGUUACAACCCCAACCGCUCUGCUGAGGUGGUGCAACCGCCCAGUGAUUCUGUGUCCAGCCUUUGUUUCAGUCCGAAGGCUAACUUCCUUGUCGCCACUUCUUGGGAUAAUCAGGUGAGAUGUUGGGAGGUAAUGCGGUCUGGAACCAAUGUUAGUACUGUGCCUAAGGCUGCAAUGGCGCAUGACCAACCGGUUCUGUGCUCCACGUGGAAGGACGAUGGAACUACUGUCUUUUCUGGAGGAUGUGAUAAGCAAGCCAAGAUGUGGCCUCUGUUAUCUGGUGGCCAGCCAGUGCAAGUGGCCAUGCAUGAUGCCCCCAUCAAGGAGAUUGCUUGGGUCCCUGAAAUGAACAUGUUGGUAACUGGAAGCUGGGACAAGACAUUGAGGUAUUGGGAUUUGAGACAGCCGAAUCCUGCUCAUGUUCAACAACUUCCUGAGCGCUGCUAUGCCCUUACUGUUAGAUAUCCUCUGAUGGUUGUUGGAACUGCUGAUAGAAAUCUUAUAGUGUAUAAUUUGCAGAACCCUCAGACAGAGUUCAAGAGAAUCAUUUCGCCGCUAAAGUACCAGACGAGGUGUUUAGCUGCCUUUCCUGAUCAGCAAGGUUUUCUGGUUGGCUCCAUAGAAGGCAGGGUUGGAGUUCAUCAUCUUGAUGAUGCACAACAGCAAAAAAAUUUCACCUUCAAGUGCCACAGAGAGGGCAACGAGAUUUAUUCUGUCAAUUCGCUGAACUUUCACCCUGUCCAUCAUACAUUUGCAACUGCUGGUUCUGAUGGUGCCUUCAACUUCUGGGACAAGGAUAGCAAACAGAGGCUUAAGGCUAUGUCGAGGUGCAGCCAACCCAUUCCUUGCAGCACAUUCAACAGUGAUGGUUCAAUAUUUGCAUAUUCGGUAUGUUAUGACUGGAGCAAGGGCGCUGAAAAUCACAAUCCAGCAACUGCAAAGACCUACAUACUUCUGCACUCAGUACAGGAAAGUGAGAUUAAAGGCAAGCCAAGAAUUUCCACUGGAAGAAAGUGAAGCGGGUAGUCAUUAUCAUAGAUGAAGAAUAUACAUUUUGUUCUGUACAUGAUAUUCUAUCAAAAUAGGAGUGUCUUUUUGCUUUGAGCGCCUAUGUUUCUUGUUAGUUAAAUUUUUGCAUUCCCUUGAUAUGGCGUUUUCAAGUGUCCCCUUUCCAGAUUGGCAUUUGCCAUUUACUCUUGUUGUUUUGAGUUGGGGUGCAUCAAAUAUCGCCCUUAUUAUAUAGUUCUUAGAAUGAUUCCACUUCUUCCGUCUUUAUAGAGGCUUUUCGUGUUUAAGAGCA